CCUUUGUUUGAUUGAUCCCGGUCACAUCGACUAAACACAUCUUUUAUUUGCUGCUAUUCAAAAACUUUACCACUGCUUUUGAAUAAGGCGGCAAUGUCUUCACGCAAAAAUGGGCAGCGCCAGGAGACUGCCUACAACCCAUAUUCUGGAAUGAAGCCGCCAUCAUCCUCAUCAUCCCUCUCCAGCUCCUCUCAGAAUUACUCGAACAAUCCUUAUGACUCAAAAAUCAGUCACUCGUCGCAACAAAAGUCACCUUAUUCCUAUAACUCUUAUAGCUCAAGUCAACAGUCUCUAUCGGGUGGAAGCAAUCAAAGCCCAUACGCGUCUGCGACGGCUGCGAAACAGGCCCAGUCGCCGUUUGAUAGAACACCUACCAACAGCUCUCAGAGAUCAAGUGAUUCCGCGUCUAGCAACCCCUAUGGAGUCUCUUCUUCAGUCAAGGACUAUUCCUCGUCUUCGUCAGGUCAAGUGAAUCCUUACGAGUCUAGAUCACUCUACAGUGCGCCAAAGUCCGUCUCACAAAGCUCUACGGGUAAUGUCACGUCGUCUGCUCCUUCCAGUUCAUCCAGCAACAAGAUCAGCGGAGCGUCAUCUGGCUAUGCUGUCCGGAGCCCAUAUGUGACACAGAAAAAUCCAGGUAGUCUGCCUUCCUCGGCCUCGCAAAACAAAUUUCCACCCCCUACAGCCGGCGCGUCAUUCUCAAGCAACGGUCGCGCUCCCAAGACUUCUGCGACAAGUGGGGAAUCGUCAGUCUCGGGUUCCACAGAAAAGGGACCUCCCAUGAUUCCUUUGAGAAAAGCUCGGAGUGUGCGCAACAUGCGGGGUCAACCAAGCGAGAAUAUUGCACCUGUACCCGACAUCCCAACUCAGCGAGUGCAUAAAGACGGUGCGAAACGAGUGCCAUCAGGACCCCGUCCUGCGGACAGUUUAAGGCUGCCGACAUCUCAGAAAUCACAGCCUAUUAUCAAUGUGCCGCCAAUGCCCAGCAGAUCCGAUCGUUCGGAGCAGCAACUGAACACACUACAGAGCCGGACCGAAACUCGCGAAACAGCUGCCCCAGUGAGCCCCUACGCCGCAAGUUACCAUUCGCAGGAAUCGCUCAAUGGUCAGUUUUCCAAGGUGCAAAGCAAUGGGUCGAGAUCAGAUGAUCGUCAGCCUGAGCGCAAUCCAUAUGCAGGCGCGGCAGUAUUCAGUAGCAAAGCUCAGCCUUCUACGAGCCUCGCACCUGGACCGCAGGAUACCAACGAUGUUCUUAAGUUUGUUGCUCGAGAUUGGGGUGAACUGAUGAGUGAAGACUGCAACGCUGUAGCGAUUGCUCUAGAUCUGAUGGAUACAAGCUCAGUAGGCCGAUCAAGUGAUUUGCCAGAUUUCAUGGAUCUUUCAUCGCGACUAGAGAUGAUCAUGCGAGAUAUUUCUGAAGAGCGAUAUGCCGAUAUCAACAAGUCGAUAUCUGCAUUCAAAGAAGUGGUGGCCAGCAUUGAAGAAUCCGAAACAAGGGUUCGCACACUUCGUGAGACCCUUAUCCGAGCGAAGCAAAACUCGACUACGAAGCAGACGCAAAUGCGGGGUUUGGUGGAGCGAGCGUAUAGAUAUCGAGAGAUGCUCGAGAUUCUUGAGCAGAUUGAGAAACUGCGGCAGAUUGCGGAUCAGCUGGAAAAGAAUAUCGCCGACAAGCAAUACCGAGCUGCCUAUGAACUGUUGCAAGAUGGACUGAAGAUGGGAGGAGCUUAUGACCUGGAUCAAAUAGUGGCCGUGCAGUCUCUUCGUCAGUAUCUGAAGACGCAAGAAAAGGCUUUGUCGAAUGUGAUGGAUUAGAAGUUGUGACAUUUAAUACAUUCGAUUUCUAUGACUUCAAGAUCCCGACUAUUGUCGCUUGAGUUCACGAAUAUCACACUCUCUCGUAAUUCGACAUCUAAAUGCUUUUAUAAAAGAUUGUGGGAACGAAGUGUUCAAUAGUAUAAAAACUGAUGGGUCAAAUCUGUUAUCGAGACCCAAACCCUGUUUGGUUGAGUGUGCGCAAGUAGAUCGCGGCGCCUGUGACCGGCCGCAUCAUACAUUUAAUUACUG
Molecule: messenger RNA, 2067 nt
Organism: Myxozyma melibiosi
Lineage: Eukaryota; Fungi; Ascomycota; Lipomycetes; Lipomycetales; Lipomycetaceae
Product: Sec8 exocyst complex component-specific domain-containing protein
Exons: 2
Coding region: 94-1815 (573 amino acids)
Biological process (GO): Golgi to plasma membrane transport; exocytosis
Cellular component (GO): exocyst
Source: RefSeq, a predicted model, not a curated record